GUUGUUGUAGCCCCAUUUUCCACCUAUGCACCCUGUCAAACGCUAGUGCUAUUAGCCUGCUGAAAAUCUGCCUGUCUUGGCAUUAUACAGUGUUGUAUUUUGUCAAGCUGCCCUGUCUUCAUAAGCGUCUCCAUAAAAGAGGUUGAUUAAGAUUGAGACACCUGCUGGAACUUGCCAGAGAGGACGCUCAGGGGGAAAUGUGAUCCAGCGGAAAUACAGAGCUCUUCAAUAAAUACACAGAGCUCUUCAAUGAGCAUCCCGUUCAGCUGCAGGUGCAGGAUGUACAGUUUUAUGGGUGGAGGGUUGUUCUGUGCAGGCGUGGGGAACAUCCUCCUGAUCGUUUCCACAGCAACCGAUUACUGGAUGCAGUAUCGGCAGUCCAGCAACUACAUGCACCAAGGCUUGUGGCGUUACUGUACACCAGGGAAAUGCUUCCCACACAAUGACAGCUUUGCCCACUUAGAUGCAACCCGUGCCUUCAUGAUCCUCUCUCUUCUGGCCUGCUUCAUUGGCAUCAUCAUUGGCAUUAUGGCCUUCAUCCAUUACUCAUCCUUCGACAGGUUUGACAAAACCUUUGCUGCAGGCAUUUUGUUUUUCAUCUCAUGCUUUUUAGUGUUUCUAGCAAUGGCUGUGUACACUGGUGUGACUAUUAACUACUAUGGGAAACGCUAUGGAAACUGGAGAUUCUCCUGGUCAUAUAUCAUUGGCUGGGUGUCAGUGGUGCUUACCUUCUUUUCAGGAAUAUUCUAUAUGUGUGCUUAUCGGAUGCACGAAUGCCCCAGAAGUGCUAACUCGCAUUAGAAGACUUGAACCAUCAUCCAGAAAAGAAAAAAAACAUGAAUUCUGGUCAUGAGAGUGGAUCAAGACUGUGGGUAGAUUCUGAUUAUCAGCAUGGAUGCAGAGUUUACCUUUGGAGCAUGUACUAUCAAAGUUUAAAUCAUUUCAAUAAAAAGAACGGGGAAAAUAUGACUCCUCAUUUCAAGUUA
Messenger RNA from Amphiprion ocellaris (clown anemonefish), 986 nucleotides. It is a transcript of the gene lim2.1, whose product is annotated as lens intrinsic membrane protein 2.1. The coding region runs from base 250 to 801 and encodes 183 amino acids. The record is from RefSeq and is a predicted model, not a curated record. Lineage: Eukaryota; Metazoa; Chordata; Actinopteri; Pomacentridae. Gene Ontology annotation, cellular component: plasma membrane. Gene Ontology annotation, molecular function: structural constituent of eye lens. The transcript has 6 exons.